Molecule: messenger RNA, 2358 nt
Organism: Strongylocentrotus purpuratus (purple sea urchin)
Lineage: Eukaryota; Metazoa; Echinodermata; Echinoidea; Camarodonta; Strongylocentrotidae
Product: aurora kinase A
Exons: 10
Coding region: 180-1256 (358 amino acids)
Biological process (GO): regulation of cytokinesis; mitotic spindle organization; protein phosphorylation
Cellular component (GO): spindle midzone; chromosome passenger complex; spindle pole centrosome
Molecular function (GO): protein kinase activity; ATP binding
Source: RefSeq, a predicted model, not a curated record
UCGAUUUCGGCUUCAAAUUUAAAAGGAUACCAGCCGCAUUGUUGAUAAUGAGCUGCGUGAUAUCGAGUUCUCUGUAAAAAUUUCAGUUUAGACAUCGCCAUUUGCAACAUUUUACACCUGUAUUCUUGGGAAGGCCUUUAUUCUGUCAGCAAGUAUUAUAUUUCGUCAUUUUUCUCAAGAUGACUUCAGAAUAUGGCAAGGAGAAUUCUACUCAAGCACAUAUGUCGUCAAAGGCACACAUGACACCAGUUAGUGUACCGAGGGCCAAUGCAGGACCAAAGAGGAUCCUCAAACCCAACACGACCAGUUCAAACGUUGCUUCUUCACUGAAUAGAGGUACUACAGCCCAGGCCAGGACACAACCUGUCAAAUCAGCGGAGAAUGGCCACGGGCACGAUGACAAACAAAUGGAACCAAAGAAAUCAUGGACAUUGAAAGACUUUGACAUCGGGCGGCCGUUGGGCAAGGGCAAGUUCGGGAGCGUGUACCUGGCCCGCGAGAAGCAGACCAAGUACAUCGUGGCCCUCAAGGUGCUCUUCAAGUCGCAGCUUCAGAAGGCUCAAGUAGAACAUCAGUUGAGGAGAGAGAUUGAGAUUCAAUCUCAUCUUAGGCAUCCCAAUAUUCUCAGGCUCUUCGGCUAUUUCUACGAUGAGAGCAGAGUAUACUUAAUUUUGGAAUAUGCUCCAAGGGGAGAGCUCUACAAACAGCUUCAGAGAGCAGGAAGAUUCGAUGAGCAAAGAACUGCUUCAUACAUCAGCCAGCUAGCCGACGCCCUAAAAUACUGUCACUCCAAGAAGGUUAUCCAUCGUGAUAUCAAACCAGAGAAUCUUCUACUUGGUCUCCUAGGUGAUCUUAAGAUUGCAGACUUUGGUUGGUCUGUCCAUGCCCCUUCCUCAAGACGAAACACCCUAUGCGGCACCAUGGACUACCUGCCACCCGAGAUGAUUGAGGGACGCAUGCACGACGACAAGGUAGACCUGUGGAGUCUGGGCGUACUCUGCUAUGAGUUCCUGGUGGGCAAACCUCCAUUUGAAGCAGAGGGCAGCACCGAGACCUACCGUAGAAUCACAAAGGUUCACUAUCAGUUCCCAAGUUACGUAUCAGCUGGUGCCAGAGACGUGAUUAAAAGGCUACUCCAACAUAAUCCCGCCAACAGACUCCCGCUAGAACAGGUCCUGGCCCAUCCCUGGAUCGUAGAGAACUCUAAGAAGAAGCCCUCAUCAUCCUCCACUUCAUCAUCAGAAUCGCAAUCAUGAUAGAGCCCCUCCUCAAAUAAUCGAUAUAUACUUUGUAUGAAAACGUAUGUUGAGUACAGAAGACCCAUGGUUCAUAGUCAUUAAUUCCUGUCCUUUCGAAGCUGGUACUAUUUAUGUGUUUAUUUUCGAAUAGGUGGGCAAGACAAGUUAUUUUUCCAUCGCUCCACAGAAGCAACGUGUGGAAGCAUUAGUGGGGAUAACACAUGUUGUGUACAUGUUAAUUAACGUUGAUGAUUACGAUGAAGAUGACAAUGAUGUUGACGUCGAUGAUGUUUUGUACAGCAGAAGUAACUAUGAUAAGGACGAUACCGUCCCGUUGUAAUACCAAAUAUUUUGAUACUUGUGAUGGGCAAGAUCAUGGUGGUCUCCAACAAAAAGGAAAAUUAUGUGUCUGUAACAUAGUCUACUGAGAUCACUUAUUUAAAAGUAAAAUUUAUAUUGAUACAUUUACUUUCAAACCAGGAUCCUGUAAGUUUUUUGUGAGUGAUUUAGGUUUGCAACAGGUUCAUGUUGCAAAGUUAUUGAAUCACAACCCUGAUUUUGUUUGUCUUUUUCUAUUUGUUUCCAAAUCAUUAACAUUUUUUGUUUUAAAGUAAGCUUUAUCAUUCGAGCUCUUGAGGUAACAAUAAACUAGCUUAUAGUGAGGGGGUACAGGAUUAUAUUCCCCCCUAUUUUUGUAGAAUAAUGUCAACUAAUUCACUCACAGUUCACUUUUCUGUGUGAAUAGAGUUAGAAUCACCACACACACAAAAGUGGUAAAUGAGCUACAUACUUAAAUGUUAAAUAAUCUUUAGAUUUCGCAACAUCGUAUAUUAAUUUCUGAGCCAAUCAAAACUUGAAUGUAACCAUAAAUUAUUAUUUCUGAGUUCAUGUAGUGUAUUUCUUCACAGAUUUUCAACAAAGUAGAAAUGACUAUUAUGACUCGUAGGGCAAUACAUCUAUAUUGCCGACUGUGUAAACAAUAGUAGCUUCAGUCAGAGCUACAUACAUGCGCAUUACCUUUAUCCAUUUCUUAAUUUUAACUUUGAAUUAUUGCAAUGGGCAUAAUGCCAUAAUCUACACGGAAAUUAUACAAAUACAAUUUUAUACGUAAGAAAAAAAA